This is a messenger RNA of Adineta steineri, 813 nucleotides long. The record is from the annotation of a GenBank genome assembly. NCBI's taxonomy places the organism in Eukaryota, Metazoa, Rotifera, Eurotatoria, Adinetida, Adinetidae.
AUGACAACACCUACGACACCUUUUGCAACACCUGGUGAUCCAUUUGCCAAUGAUGAUGGAGUAUUUACUGGACGAAAAUUAGAUACAAUAUGUUUAUUUGAUGUUGAUGGAACAAUAGCUUUGGCAAGACAAUUAAUAACACCAGAAAUGGAUGCAUAUCUUCAAGAAAUUCGAAAAAAAUGUCUCAUUGGUCUUGUUGGAGGAUCUGAUAUUGUUAAAAUUGCUGAACAAAUUGGUGGAACUAAAGCAAUAGCUAAAUACGAUUAUGUUUUUGCUGAAAAUGGUCUUGUAGCUUAUAAAAAUGGCCAACUUUUCUUCGAAGAAAAUAUUCAAAAACACAUUGGUGAAGAUAAUUUACAAACAUUCAUUAAUUAUUGUUUAAAAUAUUUAUCAGAAAUUCAAUUACCAUUUAAACGUGGAACAUUUAUUGAAUUUCGUAAUGGCCUUAUCAAUGUAUCACCUGUCGGUCGAAAUUGUACACUGGAAGAACGACAUCUGUUUCAUGCAUAUGAUGCAGAACAUCAAAUUCGUUCAACAAUGGUUAAACAUCUUCAAGAAAAAUUCCCUCAUUUGGGUUUAGUUUUUGCAAUUGGUGGUGAAAUUAGUUUUGAUGCCUUUCCUGAAGGAUGGGAUAAACGAUAUGCUUUAAAACAUUUAGAAAAAGACAAUAUUAGCAACAUUUAUUUUUUUGGUGAUAAAACAUUUAAGGGUGGCAAUGAUUAUGAGAUAUAUACUGAUCCACGAACGAAAGGUUAUUCCGUGACAAGUCCGGUGGACACACGUGCUCAAUUAUGUGAAUUAUUCGCUCCGUAA